CUGCACUACGGGACCCUCAUGGGCAGCAGAGCCUGUGUCAAAAUGGCAGCAGCUGCCUGGGCCAGUGGUUUUCUCAAUGCUCUCCUGCACACUGCUAACACAUUUUCAAUACCACUCUGCCAAGGCAACACAGUGGAGCAGUUCUUCUGUGAAAUCCCUCAGAUCCUCAAGCUCUCCUGCGCAGACUCCUACCUUAGGGAAGUGGGGAUUCUUGUGGUUAGUGCCUGUUUAUUCUUUGGGUGUUUCAUUUUCAUUGUGGUGUCCUACGUGCAGAUCUUCACUGCUGUGCUGAGGAUCCCCUCUGAGCAGGGCCAGCACAAAGCCUUUUCCAUGUGCCUUCCGCACCUGGCCGUGGUCUCCCUGUUUCUCAGCACUGGCAUGUUUGCCUACCUGAAGCUCCCCUCCCUCUCCUCUCCAGCUCUGGAUCUGGUGGUGGCUGUUCUGUACUCGGUGGUGCCUCCA
This is a messenger RNA of Dromaius novaehollandiae (emu), 462 nucleotides long. RefSeq names its product olfactory receptor 14A16-like. The record is from RefSeq and is a predicted model, not a curated record. The transcript has a single exon. Gene Ontology annotation, biological process: G protein-coupled receptor signaling pathway. The annotation marks the transcript as partial. Gene Ontology annotation, cellular component: membrane. Gene Ontology annotation, molecular function: olfactory receptor activity; odorant binding. Lineage: Eukaryota; Metazoa; Chordata; Aves; Casuariiformes; Dromaiidae.